Messenger RNA from Siniperca chuatsi (mandarin fish), 3085 nucleotides. It is a transcript of the gene chn2, whose product is annotated as chimerin 2. Gene Ontology annotation, biological process: signal transduction; positive regulation of GTPase activity; regulation of small GTPase mediated signal transduction. Gene Ontology annotation, molecular function: GTPase activator activity. The transcript has 16 exons. The record is from RefSeq and is a predicted model, not a curated record. NCBI's taxonomy places the organism in Eukaryota, Metazoa, Chordata, Actinopteri, Centrarchiformes, Sinipercidae. The coding region runs from base 469 to 1866 and encodes 465 amino acids.
ACAGCCCUAUUUCAAAAAGUUGGUGGAGACCAAACCAGAGCAAAAAGACCACUGAAUAAUGGAUUUGGAGUCAUCAGGUGGCCAGAAACACAACUCCAGUGGGAUGAUGAUGUUGCUCCAAGUCUGCUGGAUGCUACACAAUGGAAAUGAAGAAGCUACUCACAGCUGGGAAGAAAAUUGUGGACUGUCAUGUGACAGCUCAGGUGAACAGUGUGGGGAAAGCGUUCAGUGCAUGCGGCAGCGUGAGCUCCUCACCAAGGCGCGCAGCGAAGCCGAGGGGAAGAAUCGGCGGAUUCAGACAGACGGGUGGUGGGCUCGGGACUCGAGACGAGACAUGAAAUAGUCACCGGUAGAGUCGUCAAAGGUGAAGCACAUUGGGACGUGAGUGAAAUGGAGGCACCGCCGGGGACGAGCUGCUGUGAGAGCACCUUGGCCAAGCGGGAGUAACGAGCCGUGAAACGGGUUGGGAUGGCAGCGUCCAGUAACUCAAGCCUCUCAGGUUCAUCUGUGUCGUCUGAUCCUGAGGAUUACCAACCGCCCAUAUGGAAGUCUUACUUGUACCAGCUACAGCAGGAAGCCCCAAGACCAAAGAGGAUCACAUGUCCUCAGGAGAUGGAGAGCAGACCCAAAUACUAUGGCAGAGAAUUUCAUGGCAUGAUCCCUCGAGAAUAUGCAGAUGAGCUGCUGGCGGGAGCAGAGGGUGCUUACCUCAUCAGGGAGAGCCAAAGACAGCCAGGGACACACACCUUGGCCUUAAGGUUUGGGCACCAGACCCUCAACUACAGAUUGUUCUAUGAUGGGAAGCACUUUGUCGGGGAGAAGAGGUUUGAGUCAGUCCAUGACCUUGUGACGGACGCCCUCAUCACUCUCUACAUUGAGACCAAGGCGGCGGAGUACAUCGCCAAAAUGACCACUAACCCCAUCUACGAGCAUCUUGGUUACACCUCGUUGCUCAAGGACAAGAUGGUGCACAGGCUGAGCCGUGGACGCACAGAACCACGGAGGGUCACCUUCCAGAGAGAUGAAAGGAUCUCCUCACCUCUGGUGCGACGGAGUGCCUUGAAAGAUACACCGGAGAAGCAGUGCUCCUAUGAGAAGAUACACAACUUCAAGGUACACACCUUUCGAGGGCCGCACUGGUGCGAGUACUGUGCCAAUUUCAUGUGGGGUCUCAUCGCCCAGGGUGUCCGCUGCUCAGAUUGUGGGCUGAAUGUACACAAACAGUGCUCCAAACUGGUUCCUAGUGACUGCCAGCCGGACCUGCGCAGGAUAAAGAAAGUGUUCAGCUGUGACCUCACCACGCUUGUCAAAGCUCAUAACACUACACGACCCAUGGUGGUGGACAUGUGCAUUCAAGAAAUAGAGCUGAGAGGUAUGAAAUCUGAAGGUCUCUACAGAGUGUCUGGCUUCUCAGAGCACAUAGAGGAUGUGAGGCUCGCCUUUGACCGAGACGGUGAAAAGGCUGACAUCAGUGCCAGUGCCUAUGCAGACAUCAACAUCAUUGCUGGUGCUUUGAAGCUCUACUUAAGAGACCUUCCCAUUCCAGUCAUUACGUUUGAUUUGUACUCCAAAUUUAUUCAAGCUGCAAAAAUUCCAAAUGCUGAAUCUAGACUGGAGGCCAUCCAUGAGAGUUUGCUGCAGCUCCCCCCAGCCCACUACGAGACCCUACGUUACCUGAUGGCUCACCUCAAGAGGGUGACACUGUUUGAAAAAGACAAUUUAAUGAAUGCUGAGAACCUGGGGAUCGUCUUUGGUCCAACGCUUAUGCAGCCACCGGAGCUGAAUGCCUUGACAACCUUGAAUGACAUGAGGCAGCAGAAACUAGUGGUGCAGCUUAUGAUAGAGCAUGAAGAUGUCUUAUUCUAAGGACUGAGGCAUGCAGAAACAGAAACAAAGGACAAGUAUUUAUUCUGUCAACGAGGAAAUUCAAGCCACCUUGAUUCUAAUGAAGUUUCAGAAUAGUUUGUAAUCAAAUUGAACUUGAAACGCUUCUUUCUCGCAUGAUUGUUUUAGUUGAAGUUGGUUUAGUGUUGACAGUGUCUUGUUACUUUAAGUUUUUGGUUUUCAUAGUCAGCCAAGACCAUCAUUUUUAUAUUAGGAAAGGAUCCAGUAUUUUUAACUACCUACAGUGCUGUUCCCUCCUCUCAUUAAUUUGAAGACUGUCACUACCUGGUGUAGGCUCAGUCAUGAUGACAGCGCUGUGUGAAAUCUGCCCCAGGCAGAUCGUCAAUCAUUGAAGGCUUGGUGCUGUGUAAACCAAGCCUCACAGCUGCAGCCAAGCUAGCGUUCCCACACAACAUGUGUUCAUAUUGUGAUUUUAGUGGGAACGCUGGUUAAAAUUUCAUUGUAGAUAAAAUCAGAUCAUGUAAUGAUCAAUAUUUUAACUGUGUGUACUAAAAUAUGACAGAUGAGACAAUUGGGUGCUCAUGAAGCACUUUUUUGCAACAAGUGUAAAGAUUUAUUUUGUAAAGAUGUUUAUUUUUGUCUUUUACUCUGCAUCAUGUUCUUUUGUCACAAUAAUAUAUACUGUUGAGAAUGGUGUGUGUUGAAUUGAUGUCUAAAUACAAAACUGUUCACAAAAAAAAAGACGAAUCAGAAGAGUGACAGUUUGUGGAUUUUUGUGGAUUUACUGUUUUCAUUUGUACUCUGUGUUAUGGUGAGGAAUACACAGGUGAUUCAAUAUUGGUCAUUUUGAUUCACGUCAUAUUGCAGACUGUGCACCACAUGAGUAAAGCUCUUCUGCACACAUGUUGGUUGCCAGUUUUGUAGUAUUUCCGUUUACAUGCUGCAAUUUGGGAUAUUUUCAAGUGAAAAUAUGAUCUGGGCCCUUAUUUUUUUCUUCUUGUGAGCCAGUAACAUUGCUCGGUGCAGCAGUAGUUGCCAUUGCCUUCACAAUGGCAUAGACGUUAAUAGUCAUACUACAGCUGAACCGAGCAUGUUUCUUUAACAGUUGGUUUGAUGUGAUUAAGUAAAUCCUUUCUAUAAAUCCAUUUUAUCAAAAUGUAUUUUUGUGACGGUUGCAAUUAAAAAUGUAAUUUAUCAAAUGAUGAUUUAUUAAAGGAUAGAAAACUUCAGUUUAAAAUAG